AUGAAGGCCGUCGUUUUUGACGGUCUUUACAAAAUCUCGGUGCAAGACCGGCCAGUUCCUAAGGUCCGCGAUGACCGAGACAUUAUCAUCAAAGUACACGCCGCCGGCCUCUGCGGAUCCGAGCUUCACAUCUAUCGAGGCCACCAACCCUCUGACACUGGAUUCAUCAUGGGGCACGAGUUUACAGGGACCGUCGUCCAGGUUGGCCCUGCCGUCAAGACCAUUAAAAUUGGCGACAAAGUCGUCGCCCCAUUCACGGCUUCCUGCGGCAAUUGUUUUUAUUGCAACAGCGGCUACUCGGCCCGAUGUGUCGAGAGCCAGCUGUUUGGCUGUGAAACGCUUGACGGAGGACAAGCUGAGUAUGUGCGAAUCCCAAUGGCUGACGGGACUGCCGUGAAGGCUCCGGAUACCAUUUCGGACCAGGCGCUCCUCCUCAUGGCCGAUAUCUUCCCCACCGGGUUCUACGGGGUCAAGAGCGCCAUGGAGCUUUGCCCGUCACAAAAUGUUCAAGAUGCUACUAUGGUAGUUAUAGGUUGCGGACCCGUUGGGUUGUGUGCUAUCCUAGCUGCUACUCAUUAUAAGCCCCGUCAUCUUUUCGCCAUCGACAGUGUCGAGAGCCGCUUGGAGCAGGCCCGGAAGCUCGGUGCUGAGCCUCUCAACUUCGAGAGUGACAGGGCUGGGCUGGAAGCUCGAAUCAAGGAGGUGACCAAUGGACGCGGAGCUGAUAUGGUUGUUGAGGUUGUCGGUCAAUCACCCGCGUUGAGGACAGCGUUCGACAUUGUGCGACCCUUCGGCGCCAUCAGCAGCAUUGGCGUCCACAACAAGGAGAUUCCGUGGACGGGAGACGACGCAUAUACGAAGAACAUCCGAUUACAGAUGGGCCGGUGUCCUGUCCGAAGCGUUUUCCCCGAAGCCCUCAAGCUGCUCGAGCAAAAGCAAGACCUAAUCGGCUUCAUGUUUGACCAUGUCAUGCCCCUCUCACAGGCGCCCGAAGGAUACACUCUUUUUGAGCAACGCAAGACCCAAAAGGUGGUCUUCACCCCCUGA
Messenger RNA from Fusarium keratoplasticum, 1047 nucleotides. RefSeq lists its product as uncharacterized. The transcript has 7 exons. Gene Ontology annotation, molecular function: oxidoreductase activity; zinc ion binding. The record is from RefSeq and is a predicted model, not a curated record. The coding region runs from base 1 to 1047 and encodes 348 amino acids. Lineage: Eukaryota; Fungi; Ascomycota; Sordariomycetes; Hypocreales; Nectriaceae.